Molecule: messenger RNA, 1056 nt
Organism: Rhea pennata
Lineage: Eukaryota; Metazoa; Chordata; Aves; Rheiformes; Rheidae
Gene: MED9
Product: mediator complex subunit 9
Exons: 2
Coding region: 9-395 (128 amino acids)
Biological process (GO): regulation of transcription by RNA polymerase II
Cellular component (GO): mediator complex
Molecular function (GO): transcription coregulator activity
Source: RefSeq, a predicted model, not a curated record
GCGCCGCCAUGGCCUCGGGGGGCGCCGCUGGCCGCGCCGUCGAGGAGCCGCUGCCGCCGCCCGAGCCGCCCGCCGAGCAGAAACCGCCGGCGCUGCUGCCGCCGCCGCCGCCGCCGCCGCCGCCGCCCGGGCAGGAGGAGUUCUCCUUCCUCCCGCUCGUCCACGACAUCAUCAAAUGCAUGGACAAGGACAGCCAGGAUGUUCACCAGGUGCUAAAUGAGCUCAAGAACAAGUUCCAGGAGAUGAGGAAGCUGAUCAGCUCUAUGCCUGGCAUCAGUGUGAGCCCAGAACAGCAGCAGCAGCAGCUGCAAAACCUCCGGGAGCAGGUCCGGACCAAAAAUGAACUGCUGCAGAAGUACAAGAGCCUUUGCAUGUUUGAGAUCCCCAAGGAGUAGGAAGGGAGCAACUCUGCUCUCUGGGUCUGAGGUACUUCCUUGCCUGGCUAAACAGGGGAAAAGAAGGUGCCAGAAGUUUACUUUUCUUUGUUUUAUGCUUUUUUGUUGUAUUGCUCUAAACUUGUGUCUGUGUGGAUCACAGCCAUGUGACACAGAACCAGGAGAACACUGUGUGCUUCACAUACGAUGAUUACAGCAGUACAUUCACUUUGAUCUUCUGUAGGACUGUGUGUAUUUAUAUAUGCAUCUCUCCUGUUUUCUCUCAUGAGUUUUUUUUUUUCAUUCAAGCAAGCAGGAGGCAUAGUGCUUUCUCCAUGCUAACGGGCAAAUUACCUGCUGGUUAGCUUCAAGAGGAAAAGGGGUGGUGUUUUCUUCAAAUUUUCUGCAUCUUUUUUUUUUUUUUUUAUUUCUGAAGUGACAAAUGUGGCCAAACAUCAAAGGGAGCAAAAGAGGGAAGCAUGAGCUAUUUGGCCCUGCUCCUGGAAAGGGGAGAGCACUGGAUCUCUGGGGGCAGUUUGCAGUCUGUGUGUGUCAAAAGAUGAAUGAUUACUUAUAAUUACUUUUGUAUUUCUUUCUCUCGCUCUCUUUUUUUUUCCUUCCUUUUUUGGAAAUAAGCAAUGGUUGUAUCUAAGAUGAGUCAAGUAAAGAUUUAGAGACUCCA